Protopolystoma xenopodis is the source of this 804-nucleotide messenger RNA. NCBI's taxonomy places the organism in Eukaryota, Metazoa, Platyhelminthes, Monogenea, Polystomatidea, Polystomatidae. The record is from the annotation of a GenBank genome assembly.
UUGCUUUGUCUUUUAGAUGCAGAAAAGCCGGAUACGGCCGUGGGUUCUGAAAAAGAACCAGAGAUUCAUAGUGCUGAAACUUACGAAGCCAGUUCAGUAUGUAUCGAUAUUUUGAACUCAAGUUCGCGCACAAACGAGAGUCUAAAUUCCUCUGACCGCUAUGUGCCUCAGGAGGGCACACCAAUUCCAUCUCGGCUCUGCUCUCAAAUUGAUUCAAAUGGCUCUUCCAGCACUUCUGAUUCACAUACUGAAAGGCCUAGUCUGGAGGCCUUCAGACAAGGCAUUCAGCCUUAUCGCCCUUUUGAAAAUUUGGCUUCCUCUGUAGGUGCCUAUAAACGAGUCCUCAAAACUCUUCAUCAGGCCAAAACAACGCUUAAGUCUAAACGAAAAGCUGUGCCAAAAAAGUCUGAUGGAGAAUAUUUUAAGAAAAAAUCAUCUGAAGUGUUGCAAUUGUCUGUGGAUUAUCCUAAAACUACAUCUGCUGCUGAAAAAGAAGAAGGCGAAGUGGAAGCAGAUGAUAGCGAUUAUGAACUUUGCGAUAUGGUUAUGGAAAGUGAAGACGAAGGGGAUUCGAGAAAUAAUGCCGAUAAUUCGCAGCCUUAUUCUGAACAUCUUUGCGAUACUUCUCCAACUCAGCCUUAUUUGAACACUCAGAAGCGUGAUUCACAUUUUGGUUCUCCAAUAUCGUAUCAGAGGGCUAUUGACGCUCAACGUUUACACUGGUCUCAGCAGUCAGCCUACUACCAUUUACCUAAUCAGAAGGGCCACUAUCAAACAGCUUCUAAGUGGCCCCGUUAUCAUUAA